UUGAAAGUGAAAGUAACAUACGGACAUUUUGUUGAAGCUCAUUUCUGACAGAAGACAUAUUUUACCUUCGGAAGACAUCAUUUGAGAUCUUACUUCGACUGUUUUCUGUCUCUAGCUUUGAGAACACAGUGUUGAGAGGAGAAGAAGAUGAUGGCAGAAGAAGAUCUCCAGCUGCUGCUGAUCGGUAAAACUGGACUCGGGAAAAGCACCACAGGAAACCUCAUCUUUAAUGAUCGGGUGUUUGAGUCAGAAAAGAGCUCUUCAUCAGUGACCAGAGUCUGUAAAUCACACACUGGAUCUGUUCAUAACAGGAGCGUGACAGUGAUCGAUACUCCAGACUUCAGAUUCUCCACUCACACUGACUUUGAUUCAGACUCGGAGCUGAAGAGAGCUCUUGAAUUAUGUUCAGCAGGAGCUCAUGUCAUCCUGCUCUUUCUGCCUUUAAGCACUUUCACUGAGCAGGAGAAGGAGUUUAUCAGCUGGUUUGAGCAGAAGUUUGGAGCAGAAGCUCUCAGAUUUACUCUAGUGCUCUUCACUCACGCAGAUCAAAGGCACACGAGACCACUAGGAGAAAUGAUCAGUGCAAAUCCUCGGUUAUCUGCUUUUAUUGAGCGAUGCGGUCAGAGAUAUCGUGAGUUUAACAUUAAAGCUCCAGCAAACAGACAGCAGGUGACUGAACUCAUGGAGAAGAUCGACAGACUGGUGUCUGAGAACAGACACUCCUGUUACACACUAGAGAUGAUGCUGGAGACGGAGAGGAGAAGAGAGGAGGAGAAGAGAGCAGAGGAGGAGAGGAGAGAGAGAGAACAUCAGAUGAUGUUAGACAAAGUCAGAGAAGAGACUGAGAUGCUAGUGAGGAUAGAAUAUGAGUGGGAGAAAUUGGAUAUUUCAAAAGAAGACUGCGAACAAAUGAUAUCAGAAGGAGUUGGAAAAGAGACAGAGGAGAAAACCAGAGCAGAGUGUGAUGCUGAACAGAGUAAUUUACCAGAAACAUCUUGGAACAAUCAGAGUUAUGUUUGUAUGGCUGUUGGAGCUGCUGUUGGAGCUGCUGGUGGAGCAGUUAUUGGUGGAGCUGUUGUUGGUGGAGCUGUUGUUGGUGCAGCUGUUGGAGCUGUUUUUGGAGCCGGUGGUGGUGUCAUCGCUGACAGAGCAAAAGGUGGGACACGUUCUGUUGCUGACAGCUCCUCCAGUCUGAAUAAAAUUGAAGAAGCCCAGAGUAAUAAACAUGAGGCCUAGAAUCCUCUAGUGGCAGCACUGGGUGGAGCUGUUAGUGAAUAUGUUUGUUGGGACAAUAAUUACAUGUAUAUAUAAAAUCAUUUAUAAAGUGAUUUGAAGGUAUUAUAAAAUAUAAUCACAAUUUAAAAUUAUAUUACAUGUAUACAUGAAAUCAUUUAUGAAAAUAAGUUAAAGGUAAUAUAAAGUAAAAACAAAAUUAAAAUUGAUAAAAUGUGGGACUAAUUAACUAAUAUUGAUAAUUCAACAAUAUUUUGCUGAAUGUGUUUUUGUGCUGGCACCUUGAGUCUGUUCACGCUGCAGCCUGUAGCACGAUGACGUACUGGAUCAGAUUCAAUACGUAGUGGAUGUUUGACGCACGCGCAGUAUUGGAUUUUAAUGUGCAUGCACAAAGUGGGGCUGUCAUUACAGCUAGUAUUAAAUGUAAAUCCAACUGUAAUUACGAGAUAUAUAGGUGUGUUUCAUAGGCUCACGCAAAUGAUAGUAUACUGUGAUUUUAAACCAGUAGUGCAGGCUAACUUUAUUUAAGCAAGGAUUGCUUAGUUUUGAAUGAACAAGUUUAUUUUUUUAUUACUUUGAUUCGUUUUUGAAACAGUCUACUAAUUUUUUUUUUUUUUUUUUUUUUGUUCUUUGUGAAAAAAAAUUGGUUCUAUUGUCUUUAUUUUUCUUAGUAUUUUUCUUAGUCUUUAUAGUCUUAUGGUUCUGUCAAUAAUUCGUUCAUGAAUCAAAUAUUAUUUUUCAUUCUCACUCUCUGUGCUAUAGGCCUACGUGACAGAAUAUAAAAGUUAUAGGCCUACUAAAAUAUGCGGACAUCUUUUUUUACCGUAUAAAAAUAAAAAGAAGAAAAACAAUUCUGUCAGUCGGGGUUCCGUUAGCCAAUAGACCCAUUAUCCCGGGUUAUACUGUGUUUUUACAGUCGAUCCUAUGUCCAGCAAAUAAAUACACACACGGUCAGGGACAAGGCAUAUUAACACAAAGAUGACCAUUUCUAUGUUUUUGUGUGUUAUUCAUAUGCAAGUUAAAUCCCUGGAGAUAGAGAGACCUAAUGACUAAAGACAUAGCCUAUAAUCUAUUCUGUUAAGUGCUCUCUCUCUCUCUCUCUCUCUCUCUCUCUCUCUAUGGAGACUUUUUUUGAGUGUUUUGUAUUGUAUCAGACGAUUUGUGAAAAGCAACUAAUAAAACAUUUAUUUUACCUGACUGAGGCGUUAUUAGCGAGGUAAAGUCUUAAUAUACAUUUAAUGUAUUUUAGCCUAUUGAAAAUGUUUGUAAUAGCUAUAUUAGAAUAAUAUAAAAUCUAAAUAAACAAAAUGGAUCGGCAUUAAUUUAAAAUCCCCAAUUAAAUUUAAAUAAACAUGACGGAUACAAUCAAAAAAUACAUUUAGGCUAACUCUGUCAGAGUGGUGUAUAUAUUUAUAAUUAGCUAUUUACAGUGCAACGUCUGCAUACGAAUUAUUUAAUUAGUUAAUUUGCAAAAACAGAUAACUCUGUUUUUAACAAUUCUCAGAAAUCAUGUUUCUUCAUUGUGCAUUCCAAUUAAUCUCAAUCAAACUGCAUUUGGGUUAUUUUGACUAGGUUUAAAAAAAAAAAAAAACAACACAACAAAACACAAAAAACAUAAUAUAAUAAAAGACAUGAUUUUGAAAAUAUGAAGUUAUCUGUUUUUGCAAAUAAACUCUUCAUAUCAUGUUACAGUGCUUAUUGUAUCCUUAUAACAAUGGAUACAGCACUGAUGUGGGCAUCCUGGCGAUAUGAAAUGAAAAAUAAAAAAAAAACUUUGAAGUAGCCACUAAAGACAAAAACAUUGUGGAUGAAUUUAGACAUUAAUUUUUUUACAUUGUGAUGUAAGACGUGUUUUUUUUUUUUUUUCAAAGUUGCAUAAUGUCAGCUCUCCUAUCGUCUCUCAGUCCCUCACAGUCACACAUACAUUAUGUCAGGAGAAUGUCUUUAAAUUCUAAUCAAGGAAAAAUCAUACCUUCUGUGGUCCUCUUUUAAAAAAAACUUCAAAAGUUGUGUUUGAACCAUUUUGCGCGAAAAAUGACAAACAAUUGCUUCCGCUUGUGCGCAGCUUGUUACAGUACCAAGUUCUGAUUGGCCAAUCGCCAUUAUGUAGUUUGUAAAUGAUCAUAAGUAGAGAAUUUUAACAUUUCAUGAUGCGUUUUACUUUAAGUUUUAAUAAGUUUAAUGAGUUUUAAUCCAAAGGGAAUGGUGGUUUUACAGAGGGGAUACUUUUUGUUAUUUUUUGGGGAUGCCAUCCCCCCCUCAAUUUGAGACCUAGUGUGAUGUAUGAAUUAUGAACUGAUUUGCAUCUUUUAUGUGUUAUCUCUUGUAACUGAGGGUCUGGCUGAUGUCAGGAGUGCAAUAACUUCUAAUACGAUCUUUAAAUGGUCCUGAAUGUAAAAUUGAUUUUACAUACACACGUGGUAAGAAUUGUUGGUAUCCUUGGUAAAUAUGAUCAAAGAAGACUGUGGAAAUAAAUCUGCAUUGUUAAUCCUUUUGUUAAUCCAUUGUUGAUCCUGUCACCCGACUCUAGUACAGUGUCGCCAGUAGACGCCCCAGUUAAAACUUAAAUCAGGUGCGUAGAGGAAUUUCUACAACAUUGUCAUGUGGCGUUUCUUGGGCUUUUGUAAUUAAAAGGACCUAUUCUGUUUAAUAGUUAAUAGUUAAUAGUUUCUCCGUAAUCUCUAAACCUUGAUUAUCAAUGUGAGAUAACUUAUCAAGGAAAAUGAGUUAUCAAUGUGUAGUUUACAUCAAUAUUAAUCCUUGUUUAAGAGACAUUGCCAACACAAUUUACACAAUGGACUCAGAUUUUCUUAUUUCUUAAAAAAAAAAAAAAAAAAAACCUCAUUGUCAUAUGUCUGUGGCAUGAACAUUAUAUACAUCAUCAUCUAUCUCUCUUUCUCUGUCAUUAAUCGUAAGUUCAUAUAGAGUUCAAAUAAACAUCAUAUCUGUCAGUAGUUGAAAUGUAUUGUAUGUAUUGUAAAGUGAUAAACACGUCACUGCUAUUAAAAUUACUAAUAAAUGAU
Messenger RNA from Onychostoma macrolepis, 4256 nucleotides. RefSeq names its product GTPase IMAP family member 9-like. The record is from RefSeq and is a predicted model, not a curated record. NCBI's taxonomy places the organism in Eukaryota, Metazoa, Chordata, Actinopteri, Cypriniformes, Cyprinidae. The transcript has 2 exons. Gene Ontology annotation, molecular function: GTP binding. The coding region runs from base 148 to 1236 and encodes 362 amino acids.